AUGAUCAUGAUGAUCAACGAAGCUAUAAAUGGCCAACACCAAAUGAAAAACCCUAUUGGCUUAUUGUUUCUUAAAACACCAAUAUAUUGGUCAGAGCAGAAAUAACAACCCAAAAUCUUUUUAUUACCAGCGCCAACAAAGCUUUGCUCUUUCUCCAUCUACCUAAUAACACACAACCCUGUAUCAUACACAGACGAAAAGAAAAAAUAUGGGUUUUGAGAAGGGAGCUUCACUGUUGGAAGAUUUGAUAGAAAAAGCUGGAGGCUGUGCUGUGAUGGAUGGGGGUUUUGCUACUCAGCUUGAGAGUCAUGGUGCUUUCAUUAAUGACCCACUUUGGAGCGCUCUUUGCUUGAUCAAAGACCCUCACCUUAUCAAGCAGGUUCAUCUGGAGUAUUUGGAGGCUGGUGCAGAUAUCUUGGUUACUUCAUCUUACCAGGCUACCAUUCCUGGAUUCCUUUCCCGGGGACUAUCCCUUGAAGAAGGGGAGUCAUUACUAAAGAAGAGUGUCAAAUUGGCAGUGGAAGCCCGUGAUAAGUUUUGGGAUGGUGUCGGAUGUGUUCCUGGGAAUAGCUACAACCGAGCUUUGGUAGCAGCCUCAAUUGGAAGUUAUGGAGCAUAUCUGGCUGAUGGAUCGGAAUACAGUGGGUGCUAUGGACCAGGAGUAAACCUGGAUAAGCUGAAAGAUUUUCACCGGCGCAGAUUACAAGUUAUUGUUGAAGCAGGUCCAGAUUUGCUAGCCUUUGAGACCAUUCCCAAUAAACUUGAAGCUCAGGCCUGUGUUGAGUUGCUUGAGGAAGAAAACAUUCAAAUUCCAUCAUGGAUCUGCUUCGGUUCUGUAGAUGGUGAGAAUGCUCCAUCUGGAGAGAGUUUUAAGGAGUGCUUUGAGAUAUUAAACAAGAGCAAGAAAGUGAAUGCAGUUGGAAUUAAUUGUGCAUCUCCCCAUUUUAUUGAAAGCCUUGUCUGCAAAUUUAAGGAGUUGACAACCAAGGCAAUCGUCGUUUAUCCAAAUAGCGGGGCCAUAUGGGAUGGUAGAGCAAAGAAAUGGCUGCCAUCAAUGUGCUUUGGUGAUGAAGAAUUUGAGUUAUUUGCACCAAGAUGGCGCAACCAAGGAGCUAAAGUUAUUGGGGGUUGCUGUCGGACAACUCCAUCCACAAUUCGAGCCAUAUCAAAGGCUCUGAAAGAAACAACUUAGCAAGUUAACAAGGGUCGUUGAUUUCAUAGCUUUGGGACUAGGUGCCAGUUUAUACAUUCAGCCGCUGCUGGUUUAUAAUUUAAACGUCGUUGCCUGCAAUAUCAUUUGUUUUCCAUUUUGCUCUAUAAUAGAUGCAGAAGGCAUCCUUGUCUUUUUUCCUGGCUAACGUCUUUUGAGUUUUGACUUCAGCCAAAACAUUAAAAAAAAACUUACAGAUAACAGUACUUGUAGAGAUUUGUAGAAAACCGAAAAUAAGCAUAGCCUAAA
Messenger RNA from Gossypium arboreum, 1459 nucleotides. RefSeq names its product homocysteine S-methyltransferase 1. Gene Ontology annotation, biological process: S-methylmethionine cycle. The transcript is spliced from 7 exons. The record is from RefSeq and is a predicted model, not a curated record. NCBI's taxonomy places the organism in Eukaryota, Viridiplantae, Streptophyta, Magnoliopsida, Malvales, Malvaceae. Bases 209 to 1192 code for a protein of 327 amino acids. Gene Ontology annotation, molecular function: zinc ion binding; S-adenosylmethionine-homocysteine S-methyltransferase activity.